AUGAACACCGCUGGCAACUGCAUCAACCACCCAGAGACCAUUGGACCGGACCCUCAUUCUCCAGGCUCUCCGUUGCCUCGUGCCAUCUUCGUGAACGACGUCGGCUACUUGCCGGAUGGCACACCAAUGAACAGGGCCGGCAAUGCCAUCAACCACCCUGAGACAAUUGGACCGGACCCUCAUACUCCUGGCUCUGAAUUGCCACCAUCGGUCUAUGCUGCUGACAUUGGAUACUUGGUGGACGGCACGCCCCUUGAUGCUGCUGGCAACAACGCAACUGCUCCAAUGCCAUCUGCAGAGACGAGCGUCCCAGCUUAUGGCACGGCCGGCAUGGCGCUGAUGGCUACAGCAGCUGUUGGCCUUUUGGCAGCCGGCGCCCAACGCAUGAAGGUGGCAAGGAAGGCUACUCAUGGAAUCAAGUUCAGCUACUCCAUUCAGAAGGACGCCUAUGCCGACCUGGAGUUCAUGAACGAUGUGGGCUAUUUGCCAGAUGGCACACCAAUGAACAGGGCUGGCAACGCCAUCAACCACCCGGAGACCAUUGGACCAGAUCCUCACACUCCCGGAUCUCCUUUGCCCCGGGCUGAAUUCGUCAACUCCAUUGGCUACCUCCCAGAUGGCACACCGAUGAACGCAGCAGGAAACGCCUUGAACCAUCCUGAGACCAUGCAGCCUGAUAUGCACAACCCUGGCUCCCCCUUGCCAGCCUCGUUCUAUGCCGCAGAGGUUGGAUACCUGGUGGAUGGUACUCCCAUGGCAACAGCCGGCAACCUCUCCGUGCAGGCUCCCCCUGUGGCCUCCACCCCUGCCUCUAUGCCUGCAGCCCCUCCAACUCCACCACCCUCUGCACCAACAUCCGUGGCAGCCGGCUUCACAAGCACAGCCACAGAGGCUGUGCAUGGCAUCAAGUUCAGCUACUCCAUGCAGAAGGAUGCCUAUGCGGAUUACGAGUUCAUCAACGAUGUGGGCUACCUGCCAGAUGGCACGCCAAUGAACAGGGCUGGCAAUGCCAUCAACCACCCGGAGACCAUUGGACCAGAUCCUCACACUCCCGGAUCUCCUUUGCCCCGGGCAAUCUUCGUCAACUCUGUUGGCUACCUCCCAGAUGGCACUCCACUGAACGCAGCAGGAAAUGCCUUGAACCAUCCUGAGACCAUGCAGCCUGACUCACAUGCUCCUGGCUCCCCCUUGCCAAGAUCGUAUUAUGCUGCGGAAGUGGGCUACCUGGUGGAUGGCACCGAUUUGGUCACUGCAGGAAACCUCUCCGUUCAGGGUGUCCCAGCCGCUGCACCUGCCGCUGCACCGGCGGCAGUGCAACAGCCAGUGGCAGCUGCUUUUGUGGGAGCCUCUGCUGGGAUGGGACGUGCCGGAGCAGACAAGCGAGUGCCUGCAGGUUUUGCCUAUGCCGUGCAGAAGGAUGCCUAUGCUGACUUGACCUAUGGAAAUGAUGUGGGAUAUUUGCCAGACGGCACUCCCAUGAACACCGCUGGCAACUGCAUCAACCACCCAGAGACCAUUGGACCGGACCCUCAUUCUCCAGGCUCUCCGUUGCCUCGUGCCAUCUUCGUGAACGACGUCGGCUACUUGCCGGAUGGCACACCAAUGAACAGGGCCGGCAAUGCCAUCAACCACCCUGAGACAAUUGGACCGGACCCUCAUACUCCUGGCUCUGAAUUGCCACCAUCGGUCUAUGCUGCUGACAUUGGAUACUUGGUGGACGGCACGCCCCUUGAUGCUGCUGGCAACAACGCAGUGCACUGAGUAGAUAGAGAUCUCGAAACCCAAGAAUGAGAACUUGGAUUUUAAGACAUCACUUGGAAAGGUUGAAGAUGUUGAAGAAACAACCUCUCUUUUGCAUUGGCGUUUAGCCAGAAUUUCACCCAGUCACCAGACUGAUUAGAUCCACCAGUAGCCAUUUCUCCUUGCAGACAUCACUCAGACAUCUUCGGAGCUCUCUGGCCUAACAAGA
This is a messenger RNA of Cladocopium goreaui, 1969 nucleotides long. The record is from the annotation of a GenBank genome assembly. NCBI's taxonomy places the organism in Eukaryota, Dinophyceae, Suessiales, Symbiodiniaceae.